AUGGCCAAAGAUGAGAUCAAGCAGCGAGAACUUCUUCGACAACCCCUGCAGAAGUCUACAUCGGCGCUUGACGCUCGAGACAUGAAACUGGGAGCCGGGUCGACUAUCACCAACUCCGGUGCCAGUCAGGAGAGCAGACCAGAAACCGGUCUGUAG
Endocarpon pusillum Z07020 is the source of this 156-nucleotide messenger RNA. RefSeq lists its product as uncharacterized. NCBI's taxonomy places the organism in Eukaryota, Fungi, Ascomycota, Eurotiomycetes, Verrucariales, Verrucariaceae. The coding region runs from base 1 to 156 and encodes 51 amino acids. The record is from RefSeq and is a predicted model, not a curated record. The transcript has a single exon.